Messenger RNA from Paramacrobiotus metropolitanus, 2076 nucleotides. RefSeq lists its product as uncharacterized. The coding region runs from base 208 to 1926 and encodes 572 amino acids. The transcript is spliced from 5 exons. The record is from RefSeq and is a predicted model, not a curated record. Gene Ontology annotation, molecular function: metalloendopeptidase activity; zinc ion binding. Gene Ontology annotation, biological process: proteolysis. Lineage: Eukaryota; Metazoa; Tardigrada; Eutardigrada; Parachela; Macrobiotidae.
CCGGUGUGUAUGUAUGCGUCAUACCAUCGUGGUGAAAAUGGCCGGCGGGUAAUUGACGGCGGGACGGCGUUGAUAAAUGGUCGCGGCGUAGAGGAACCUGCCAGAAUCAGCUUGUCCGAGAACAAAUCAGUUUUCGCGUGAUCUCUAUUUGUUGUAUACCCUGGUAAUCUGCGACGGAGUGUUGCUGUUGUGUGCUGGAUCACAGUGAUGGAACGCUGCGUGGGGCUAUUGUUGCUGGGGUGGAUGGUGGGCGCCGGGAUGGCGGCCGUGCUCAGCUUCCCGCCGCAGAACGCCGACCAGGUCAAUGAUGUCAAGUUGGCGAUGAACCGUGAUACGCGCUAUGAUAAGUGGAUGGAUCCCGCGCAUGUGCUCUAUCGUUUCGACGAGAAGGCCUACUCAUCGGAAGAGAAGUCGUUAAUUCUGAAAGCCAUGGAGCGAAUAAGCAACGACAUGAGCCAGUGUAUCGCUUUCAAGGAGUACAACGCGGACAGCGACGCCGGUCUGGACAACAUCUACAUCUCCAAGACCUUGAACGACGGAUCAGUGCCGCCGACAUGCUUCAGCUUCUACGGGCGCGUGCUCCGCGCCGCUGGUCAAGGCCAGAAGAUGGCCAUUCAUAAUGGGCCCAACGGCUGCAUGGAGGCGCAGCGUGACGUUAUGAAGAUCCUCGUCAAUGUUCUCGGUCUGCGCAACGAAUACAAUCGGCCCGAUCGCGAUCUCCAUAUUAAAGUCUUUCCUGAGAAUCUGCAACCCGAACUGCGUAAUUCAAACCUCCUAACGGCCUACAAUGCCUCGCAAGUGGACACGGUGGACCGACCGUUUGAUUAUCAUUCAGUGACCAUUCCAAAUUUCAAUAAAUACGGCAUCGUUAACAGCACAGUUUUUGAGCUGCCUGCGAAUACGACCUUUCCCCAAUUGGACCGGCUCAGUCUGGAUGACUGUAUGGGAUUGGCCUGGAUGUACGGAUGUGAUGCCAAGAAAUGCGUUGAUCCAUACAACGCGCCGCCUCCAUCACUGAAGACUAUAGAAGUAAAUAUCAUUCCCACCGACAACAAAAUCCUCAUUGAACUGCAGCCAAACGCCACCGAAGUCCCGGCCACUUCCGCCGCCACCGAAAUCAUUACCACGGUCAUUGCCACCGAAGCCACAACACACGCGGCCGAGACCACCGUAGCGAUACUUAACGAAACAACAGCCUUGGCAACGGAAGCCACCACUACCAUUGCAGCCAUUACUGAAAACAUCACCGCCUCCGUGGCACUGGUAACAACAGAAGCGGCAACCGUACAAUCGGUCAACGAAACCAGCGCGACGCUUUUGUUAACCCUCGCUACGGUGGCGCCCCUGAACGUGACCUUAGCCGAUGUCAUCAUCCCGCGCAAGGGUGGACUGGAAGAACUGAAUGUCACCGAGGGGCCGAUGGUCAUCCAGACGGUAGCAACCGCGGCACCAAACGAAGCAACUACCCAGCAUGUCGAAGAGACGACGAGCUCUAUCCAACUGAAAUUGGUGUUUGUUGUCAACCAGACGGAUAAUGCCACCCUCAGCAAUGUGUCACAAGUCGCCGCUGUUGAAAAUAUCACAACCGUUGCGCCCACGGUGGCCGCCCAAACGACAGCGAGCGAAGCGACGACCGUCAUUGCGACAACCGUCACGGAGAUCGUCACAACCACUCACUCCGUGGAAAACUCAACGCUAGCCGCUAUCGUCAGUAUCGACGGGAUCAUUGUUGGCCAACCAGUAGUGCAGGAUAGCAUGCAGCCCAAGGAUGGUCUUAAUGCGACGACAUCCGCGCCCGCUGUGCUGGAUCACAGCGUGAGCGAAGCAAGCAUGCUCAACGCCACAACGGCGGUCAACAUCACAAUGGCGGAUAACAAGAGCAUGACGGAUAUGGAUAUGAUGUUGAUAGGUGAACGCAGUCUCUAAUGACCAUGUUGAGCCGAUGGGGUUGAAAACAACCAUCAUCUGGUAUGAUGGAAGUUUUCGGAUGAAAUGUGUAUUUUUUACUUUGUUUCUCUUCGGUUUUAUGUUACUCUUAUGGAUAGCUCACUCCACUAAUCAAUAAAUAAGUGCCGG